Molecule: messenger RNA, 4378 nt
Organism: Hermetia illucens (black soldier fly)
Lineage: Eukaryota; Metazoa; Arthropoda; Insecta; Diptera; Stratiomyidae
Gene: Cand1
Product: cullin-associated NEDD8-dissociated protein 1
Exons: 9
Coding region: 220-3921 (1233 amino acids)
Biological process (GO): protein ubiquitination; SCF complex assembly
Cellular component (GO): nucleus
Source: RefSeq, a predicted model, not a curated record
AGUUUUUGUUGAAAACUCGAAUUCUUUGCGCUGUGUCGCCGGUCUUAGAAUUUUCUCUUUAUUCGGUGGAUGUGCUAAUUAACGUUGCCAGAAUUUUGCACCGUACUCAAGUGGAAAUCGUUUAAAAGCCAAUUCUUAGAAAACGAGUGCUGGUUGAAGCGAGGAUCGGCCGUAAAAUCGCAAUUUCUCCGGGCAAUAACAAAGAAAGUCGGCGACGAAAUGGCGGCCCAUCAAUAUCAUCAAAUCGCCAAUCUUCUGGAAAAGAUGACAUCGCCUGACAAGGACUUCCGUUUCAUGGCAACAAACGAUCUAAUGGCAGAGCUCCAAAAGGAUAGCAUCAAAUUGGACGAUGAAUCAGAGAAGAAGGUGGUCCGGGUCGUGCUGCGACUUCUCGAGGACAAGAACGGCGAAGUCCAGAAUCUGGCCGUCAAGUGCCUUGGCCCGUUGGUGAACAAAGUGAAGGAGAACCAAGUGGAGACGAUCGUGGACACGCUUUGCGGCAACAUGGUGUCCAGCAACGAGCAGCUACGGGACAUCUCCAGCAUUGGCCUAAAGACUGUAAUCUCGGAACUGCCACAGGCGUCCAACUCGUUAGCACCCAACGUUUGCCAGAGAAUUACAGGAAAGUUGAGCAACGCAAUCGAGAAGGAAGAUGUAUCAGUUCAGCUAGAAGCAUUGGAUAUUUUGUCAGACCUGCUUUCACGUUUUGGAGACUUUCUAGUUCCAUUCCAUGAUAUCAUACUCAAAGCACUCGUUCCACAAUUAGGAUCCCAACGACAAGCUGUUCGUAAACGAACAAUUGUGGCACUAUCACAUCUAUUGACCCUUUGCAACGGCGAAUCAUACAACAGAGUUAUCGACCAUUUACUGGAAGGGCUUGAAAAUCCACAAAAUAGUGGAGCUGUUAGGACGUAUAUUCAGUGUUUAGCAUCGAUAUGCCGCCAAGCCGGCCAUCGUCUAUCCAAUCACAUUGAUCGAAUAAUGUUCCUCCUGAAAGAGUACAGUCAACGAGAAGACGAUGAAUUGCGUGAAUUUUGCUUACAAGCCUGUGAAGCGUUUGUAUAUCGGUGUCCAGAUGCCAUAGGACCACACAUAUCGACGAUCACUGAACUUUGUAUGAAGUAUGUAACAUAUGAUCCAAACUACAAUUAUGAGGCUGACGAUGGAGAAGCAGGUGUCGCUAUGGAUACAGAAGACGAGGAGUAUAUUGAUAGUGAAGAAUACAGCGAUGACGACGAUAUGAGCUGGAAGGUUCGUCGAUCAGCGGCAAAAUGUUUAGAAGCAGUUAUUUCAACGCGGCAUGAGUCCCUGGAGGAGUUCUAUAUGACACUGUCCCCAGCUUUGAUCUCGAGGUUCAAAGAACGUGAAGAAAACGUUAAGUCAGAUAUAUUUCACGCGUAUAUUGCCUUGUUGAAAGCUACACGCCCAUCCGACGACCUACCUCAUGACCCUGACUCAAUGGAACAUGUACCUGGUCCGAUAAACUUACUCCAAGAUCAAGUGGCUGAAAUCGUGAAAGCAAUACAACCGUUGAUGCGCGAAAAAUCAGUGAAAACCAGACAAGAUUGCUUCUUACUCCUAAGAGAAUUGCUCGCAGCGCUGCCAGGUGCUUUAAGUAACCACUUAGAACACUUGAUGCCUGGAAUCCAUUAUUCGCUAAGUGAUAAGAACUCUACAUCAAAUAUGAAGAUCGAUGCGUUAGGAUUUGUUUGCAGUUUGUUACAAGGACAUAAUCCUAAGGUUUUCCACGCUCAUAUCCCAGUCUUAGUUCCAUUGAUAGUGAAUGCUGUGUUUGACCCCUUCUAUAAAAUUGCAACAGAAGCUCUUAUGGUACUCCAGCAGUUGGUUAAAGUGAUUCGCCCACUAGAUGUUGAUACUGAAUUCAAUGUUCUACCGUUUGUUGACCAACUAUACAAGGCGACUCUCCAAAAGCUUAAGUCGUCAGAAGUAGAUCAGGAAGUGAAGGAACGAGCGAUCGCUUGUAUGGGUCAAAUCAUUGCGAAUAUGGGCGACUUCCUGAAAGAUGAACUUCCUUCAUGUUUGCCAAUUUUCAUGGAACGUCUCAAAAAUGAAGUCACAAGAUUGAGCUCCGUUCGGGCCUUGACAAUGAUCGCCACAUCACCUCUACGAGUGAACCUCAGUCCAAUCUUAACUGAUGUGAUUCCGGCACUUGGUAUGUUCCUGAGGAAGAAUCAACGAGCAUUGAAACUAACCUCGUUGACGCUCUUGGACGCCUUGGUUAAUCACUACAGUCAAAUGUUCAGUCCACAACUACUACAGACUGCCAUGGCAGAAAUUCAGCCAUUACUUUCAGAUACAGAUUUACACGUUGCUCAACUGUCCUUAGUUCUACUUACAACAACAGCACGAAAGCAACCGCAAGCACUAAACGGUCUUCACGAGCAGUUUAUGCCACACGUGAUGACCUUGGUGCGGUCUCCACUGUUACAGGGUACGGCGCUAACAUGUACGCUUAAUUUGUUCCAAGCUUUGGUGCAAGCUAAACUACCAGGUCUCGGCUAUCAGCAACUUCUCGAUAAGCUUAUGGAACCGGUUUUGUCCUUCCACAACGAACAACUUCAUAAGCAAGCAUAUCAUUCGCUGGCGAAAUGUGUAGCAGCUCUGACACUGCAAACUCCUACAAAAGCAGUUCCUCUGGCGUCGCAACUCCUAGCAGAUAUUCAAAAAAGACGCGGAGACUCACAUUUAGUAUUUUGUUUGCUCACAAUUGGGGAAAUCGGCAGGCACUUUGAUUUGAGUUCAAUUGAUUCUUUAGCUCAAACCAUUAUCGAAUGUUUUGGAGCCGGAUCAGAAGAUGUGAAAAGUGCAGCGAGUCAUGCCCUAGGCGCGGUGGCUGUAGGAAGUCUGCCAACAUAUUUACCUUUCAUUUUGAAAGAAAUCGAAGCUCAGCCAAAACGACAGUACUUGCUCCUACACUCACUGAAAGAAGUAAUAUCAUCGCUCUCGACGACCACCAACGGCCUGGAACAACUUCUGCCCUCAGUUCCUUCGAUCUGGUCUCAACUUUUCAAACACUGUGAAUGCUCCGAAGAAGGAUCCAGAAACGUAGUAGCUGAGUGUUUGGGCAAGUUAGUGUUAGUCAAUCCAGAAGAGUUACUUCCCAGCCUGCAGCGAGCUCUACACAACGGCAGUCCUCUGAUGCGAACAGCUGUCGUGUCCGCAGUCAAGUUUACCAUCUCUGAUCAACCGCAACCCAUCGAUGUUCUGCUGAAACAAUGUAUUGGCGAUUUCUUAUUUGCUCUUAGAGAUCCUGAACCGUCUGUUCGCCGAGUGGCGCUUGUUGCAUUCAACUCCGCUGUUCACAAUAAGCCGAGUUUGGUAAGAGAUUUGCUCCCAGAUUUGCUUCCCUGGUUAUAUUCUGAGACUAAAGUGAAAGAUGAGCUUAUUCGCGAGGUGGAAAUGGGUCCAUUCAAACACACUGUCGACGAUGGUUUAGAUAUAAGAAAAGCCGCUUUCGAAUGCAUGUAUACUCUCCUAGAACAAGGUUUGGAUCGUGUCGAUAUUAUGCAAUUUUUGGAUCAUGUGCAAGCUGGUCUGCGUGAUCAUUACGACAUUAAGAUGCUAACAUAUUUGAUGACAGCUAGAUUAGCAAUUUUGUGUCCAGAUGCGGUUCUUUUAAGGUUGGACCAAUUUGUGCAGCAUUUGAGGGCCACUUGUACCCUCAAAGUCAAGGCCAAUUCGGUGAAGCAAGAGUACGAGAAACAAGAUGAACUGAAGCGGUCGGCACUGAGAGCUGUAGCGGCACUUGCCUCAAUACCAAAGGCUGAUAAAAAUCAACAAUUAGCCGAAUUUUUGAAAUUAAUUCGUGAGACACCUGAACUAAACAAAAUAUAUGAAUAUAUCCAGAAAGACUCGCAAACAAAUAGCAAUUCAGAAAAUGUGUCAAUGGAUCAGAGCUAGGAUAAUCGAUUGAUGUAGAGGAAGAUUUGGAGAUUUUCCAGAAUUACAGAUAAGGCCCAUUUUUACGAUGACCUGAAUAUUUCCUAUAGUAUGGACAUUCAUCGACAUUAUCUCUAAAGCCGAAAAUUCCAAAAGUCUCCCCAAAAGCGACAGCAAACUACAAGAAAACACAACCAAAUAGGAUCGAAGUGACGAAUUAAAUGCAAUAAUAUUCAAGAAGGAAGAUUAUGUGAAGUUUAGCCACAUUCAAUUAUUAAAUCGGUCAUACUAUCUCGGUUCUCCGAAUGUACAACAUUAACUUCUCGCUACACAACCUUCUUUACGUUCUUUCGUUUUAAAAAUAUUCAUCGUUUGAAUUUCACUGAAAUAUUAGUUUUUCCUUCAAUCGAUUGUGAAUAUUUUUUAUUUUAUUAUAAAUUUUAAUGCAUUUAAUUUAAAUAAAAUAAUAUAACAACAA